This is a messenger RNA of Cavia porcellus (domestic guinea pig), 2175 nucleotides long. It is a transcript of the gene Il11ra, whose product is annotated as interleukin 11 receptor subunit alpha. Gene Ontology annotation, molecular function: cytokine binding; cytokine receptor activity. NCBI's taxonomy places the organism in Eukaryota, Metazoa, Chordata, Mammalia, Rodentia, Caviidae. The coding region runs from base 55 to 1758 and encodes 567 amino acids. Gene Ontology annotation, cellular component: membrane; signaling receptor complex; external side of plasma membrane. The record is from RefSeq and is a predicted model, not a curated record. The transcript is spliced from 13 exons. Gene Ontology annotation, biological process: cytokine-mediated signaling pathway.
UGUCCAUGUGGUUAGUGUAGUGUCCUUUUGUUAACUCUACCUAGUGAGUCCAGCAUGAAUGUAGCUGUGUGUGGCUAUGUAAAAACUUGGGGAAUCUCUGACAGGAACAUAAACAUAAGCAACCUUUUUCUCCCUCUGGCGGGCCCUGGCUUCCUUUCUGUCCUGGGGGGAGACUCUUCCCUUUCCAGGGCCUUCGGUGGGAAGGGAGGAGAGAGAAAGAAGGAGGGGAAGAGGGGAAGGAGAAGGAAGGCUGAGGGGGCCUGGUUAAGGGUGGCUGAGCUCCAGGGCCCAAAGUGGGUGGGGCUGAGAAGGAAAGAAGAGCAUGGUGCUAGGGACCCAGCACUGAGUGCAGCACGAGCUGGUUCAGUGGCUGGUGGGAGGAAGUGGGAGGACUUCUUGGAGACCAUGGACACUCAGCCACUGGGAUCAACAAGGGGACCCCUGACCCAGCCUCUCUCCCCACAGAUGAGCAGCAGCUGUUCAGGGCUGAGCAGGGUCCUGGUGGCCGUAGCUAUAGCCCUGGUUCCUGCCUCCUCCCCUUGCCCCCAAGCCUGGGGCCCCCCAGGGGUCCAGUAUGGGCAGCCUGGCAGGCCAGUGAGGCUGUGUUGCCCCGGAGUAAGCUCUGGGACCCCUGUGUUCUGGUUUCGGGACAAGGAGCCAAGGCUGCUCCAGGGACCUGACUCUGGACUGGGGCAUGACCUUGUCCUGGCCCGGGCAGACUCUGCUGAUGAGGGCACCUACAUCUGCCAGACCCUGGAUGGUGAACUUGGAAGCACAGUGACCCUGAAGCUGGGCUGUGAGUUCAGGAUGGUGGCAAUGCUGUACUCUCUGCCGCCAGAUCCCCCUGCUCGUCCUGUGGUCUCCUGCCAAGCUUCUGAUUAUGAGAACAUCUCCUGCACUUGGAGUCCCAGCCAAGUUAGUGGUUUACCCACCCGCUACCUCACAUCCUACAGGAAGAAAAUGUUCCCAGGAACUGGUCACCAGAGGGUGAGUCUGUCCACAGGGCAGCCAUGCCCACAGGACCCUCGAGGGGCUGCACGCUGUGUUAUUUAUUGGGCAGAGUUCUGGAGCCAGUACCGGAUUAAUGUGACAGAGGUGAACCCACUGGGGGUCAGCACUCGCCUGCUUGAUGUGAGCUUGCAGAACAUCUUGCGCCCUGACCCACCCGAGGGGCUGCGGGUGGAGUCAGUUCCUGGUUACCCACGACGCCUGCAUGCCAGCUGGACGUACCCCUCCUCCUGGCCCCGACAGCCACACUUCCUGCUCAAGUUCCGACUGCAGUACCGGCCAGCACAGCAUCCCACCUGGUCCACGGUGGAGCCCGUUGGCUUGGAGGAGGUAAUCACAGAUGCUGUGGCUGGGCUGCCUCAUGCAUUGCGGGUCAGUGCCAGGGACUUUCUGGAUGCAGGCACCUGGAGCGCCUGGAGCCCGGAGGUGUGGGGGACCCCAAGCACUGGGCCCCUCACGAAUGAGAUUCCUGAUGCGGACAAGCUUCACACACAGCUUGUGGACAGCACAGCUCCUCCGAGGCCUUCUCUGCAGCCAGACCCUCGGCCACUGGAUCACAGGGACCCUCUGGAGCAGAUGGUUGUGCUAGUGUCUUUGGGAAUCUUUUCUAUCCUGGGACUGGCAGCUGGGGCUUUGGCACUGGGGUGCUGGCUGAGGCUGAGAUGGGGCGGAAAGGAUGGACACCGAAAGCCUGGAUUCCUGGCCUCGAUGAUUCCAACUGAAAAACUUCCAGGUACUCCAGACCUGUAGAAGACCCACAAGUGCUCCAGCUGAUUCUGCCUGUAACUGUCUUGCUGGUGUGGAUGGAUGGACAAAUAGAACCCUACAGGGCAGCAGAUCCCUGUGGGUGGGGGUCUCAACUGGGACUUCUGUCUGGAGCCCGUUUCUUUGAGACUCUGUGUUCCAAACUUGCCAGCUGAAAAGUGUCUGGACCUCUGACUUCAUGCUGGAGCUGAAGUCCACCUUAAGGAUGUCUGUAGAUGUGCAUGUCUGUGUUUAUGUGUGACCGUGUGUAUGUGAGGUGUGGAACAUGUGUUCUUUGCAUAUAUGUAUGUACAUAGGUGCCUGGAGAACGUGCGGGUCCCUGGCUCUUGGCCUUGCCCCUUGCAGGUGCUGUGAAGAUGCAAAAUAAAGAGAAUGAGGAAGUUCUUGGAGAUUGCACUCUGA